UGCAUUCACUCUCUAGCAACGAAAAUUCCACCCCUACAAUCAUCACUUGGGACAUUGGGCGAUACACUGCAUAUGGUUUUUGAGGGGAUCAACUUGAGGAAAAAUGUUUUUUUUCUUUCUUCUUCUUCUUUGGUCUAACGCUCAAUGAGGGUAUUCCCAAACCUAACAGGUUCAAUUGCCCCACAAGCAGAGGCUGGACGGGAACAGAACGCGUUCACGUCGACAGUGAGAGACGCGACGCCGUUUGAUGACUGAUCGACUGAAUGUAAGACCAUCCCAGACUGCCGCUGAGCAGCUGCUAUAACAAACAUUUCAUGAGUGAGUGCUGUGUGUGUUCUCUUCGUGUUCGAGUGAGCGUGCAUUUUUAACUGAAUCGUCUUAAACGAAGACAUUAAAAAAAGCAUAUUUAAGAAAUAUACCCUGGGAUUAGCAGAUGUUACUGGAGCCGCGUAACUGAUAGGAGACAGACGUCAGCCACUUGAAAUAGAGUAUUUGAAGAGCAACUACCUCUGAAACCUUGCAUCAGACCGAGUGCACUCGUGGAAGAUGGUGUCAUCAACCAAUGAAACAGGAGGUCCUGUCUCCCACCUCAGUUGCUCCACAACUGACACUGAAUGCAUCCAAGAACUACCCUUCCAAGAGACUUUUCCGUCCAGUUCAGCAGUGACGCAGAUGAUAUUCGUGAAUCUGCUGUGUAUACUAGGGCUAAUUGGCAGUGUCUGCACUACCGUCUUUCUGGUCAACACAGCGCGGAAAGACGUCCUCAGCAGGUAUGUUGUGAGUCGUGCUGUGGCUGGGAUACUAAUAUCGCUAACUGGACCCUUUGAUGCUGCAACCAACUUAUACCGUUCCUGGUUCUUUGGUGAUGUCCUGUGCAAAUUUCGAAAUUGCUUGGUUUUUCUGGCGUACGGCAUGAACGCUGCCAUCAUGGUUGGCAUGUGCGUCAACACUUACAUCGAAGAAUGCGUAUCAACUCCCAGUCUAAAGUUGCAGUCUGCGGUUUUCAAAGUCAUUAGCAUCCUUGCCUGGUCUCUCUCCCUUAUGAUGGGUUUGUCCAUAUUUGUUAGGUCAGAGACGUUGAAAGAAGUGUUAGGGGAGAGUGUCCACUGCGUUUCUGGAUUCUUCAUGGAAAACACUACUGCCAGUCAGGCUCUUAGAAUCAUGACAGUCAUCUUUUGUUGCAUCAUACCAGUUAUAGUCAGCUGGAUCAUACUAACUCUGACCAUCUUAAAUAAAAAGAGGCAACUGUUGUUGACCAGCCAAGAGCUUGCUAGUGGCUCCCUGACUCUGCUGAGGCGUGCAAAGCAGCUAACUUUCUCCAUCACAGUGACCUUCACUGUUUUUCAGGCAAUCUACUUUUUACCGUACCUUAUCCUUGAACUGGUAGACAGUGCUGACACUAUUAGUUCGAUCAUGAAAAUGCUGCCAGUAACAGGAACUCUGCCUGCUAUCAACGUGGUCAUUGAUGCUGUUUUAUAUGCAUUCUUCAUGCAAGAUGCUUAUAAGUAUGUUAAGAAGAUGAGCUCAUCAACAGAUGAUAAUCGUAUGAUACCUCUUAUUCCUCUUGACUGAAAAACAGUCCAAAUGACAGUAUGAUCCUUUUAUUUGUUUACUUAAUAUAUUAUUUGCUUCAUCUAUGUUUGUGUGUGAAGAAAUGCUUGUCAACUAGAUGUUGUUCAACAUGUCUGUUAACUGCUUUGCUGUAGUGCUGUCUGAGAAAUUUAGCUGUGACAUAUUUGUAACCAAUAUUGAGCUGAAUGGCUUGAGUAACGCUUCGAUGCAAUACAUUACUGAAGUUUUUUGUGAUUCUUACCACCAACCAGGCACAAAUCAGUACAGCAUGUCAUAGACACGUGGCAACUUUUUGGAAACAUAUCACCAACAGCUUGAAUAUUAAUCAGUGACUCGCUGGUAGUCCAAUUCGUAAGAUUUUCUAGAAUUUGUUAGAAAUUCGUUCUUCCCUUAUGGUUGAUGACUUGUUGUUUACCUGAUCUUUUUCAUAGACACUAUGAAUUGCCUUCAUAUGUUGAUGACAUGUUUAUGACUUGUGGGCGCAGUCUUAAAGUGACAUGUUACGGAAUCACUGGGGUGAGAGUUCUCGUUUGAAGUUUUAAAUGAGAUUAAUUUGUACAUUCUUUUCAAGUACCAAGUACAACAUUUAGGGAUGUGACAUUUGUUGUACCUUAACACAAGACAGAAUUUAAAAUUUGGUGACAGAUAUCAGUAAAGAGGUAAUCUUUUUUGGGAAUUUAAAUAUACUUGAGAAAGAGAUAUUACAGCAUUUUUUUUUAAUGAAAUUGUAGUGCUCAUGGAAAAAUUGGAAGCCUAGUCUGGUUUUUCCUCCAACAGUCACUGAAAGUGGCAAUGAUCUUAGGUUCUAUAGGAUGUAUAUCAAUCCAAUUAGCAUCUAUCACUUGCUAGAAUAUAAAGGUCAAAGUAUGUUAGUCAUUAUCAAUGUAUUUCAAAUACUGAUAACUUAGAAAAGAUCAGAUGCAUAGGCUGGAAAGGGGACCUUAAUUCUCAACCUCUUUGUGUGUUUUAUGGCAAGACUGCUUAGUUUACGAAGUUGCUUAAUGAGCAAAAUAUUCCCAGUACUCGAAAACAGCCGAGUUUUCAAAACAAAUUUCCUAAUCAUUACACCUAAAUUCAUUACUCACUCGGCUGCAAGUAUGAAUUUUCCAUAUUAAAGAACUUUUUGAUUUUGUAGCCUUUAUUCUCUUAUAAAAAGUUAUCCUGUUCUCUGGAAGCGUGCUUUGUAAGUCAUUAGUCUUUUAGUACAAAAGGAAUGUUUGUAUAUUUUAAAUAAUAAAAAUUUUAAUCGAU
Molecule: messenger RNA, 2823 nt
Organism: Macrobrachium nipponense
Lineage: Eukaryota; Metazoa; Arthropoda; Malacostraca; Decapoda; Palaemonidae
Product: kappa-type opioid receptor-like
Exons: 2
Coding region: 547-1572 (341 amino acids)
Biological process (GO): G protein-coupled receptor signaling pathway
Cellular component (GO): plasma membrane; neuron projection
Molecular function (GO): G protein-coupled receptor activity; peptide binding
Source: RefSeq, a predicted model, not a curated record